Nematocida parisii ERTm1 is the source of this 489-nucleotide messenger RNA. RefSeq lists its product as uncharacterized. The transcript has a single exon. The record is from RefSeq and is a predicted model, not a curated record. NCBI's taxonomy places the organism in Eukaryota, Fungi, Microsporidia. Bases 1 to 489 code for a protein of 162 amino acids.
AUGCUUCUUAUAGUAUUUACAGGAGUAUUGGCUUUGUUUUUAACAGUACUAUUCUCUAAGAAAGUCAUACAAAGGAAGAAUGCAGUGUGUUUGUCUGUUAAAAGGCCCAAAUGGGUCUUUAUUAUAAAUAUGUAUGGUUGUGUUCCAAAGGAAACAAUUGAAAAAUUAGGAAAAACACAUGAUAUUAAAUUAACUGUCCAAGAAACAGAUCAGGAUACGUUUCAAAGCAAUCAUGCAAAGUUUUGUAAAAUGAUAGGUGAAUCUAAAACAAAGGUUCCAUAUAAUGAGAUAGUUGAAUUUAUAUCCAAAAAUAAGUCUGUUUUUCCUGAUAUAGUCAUACUGUGCUCAGAUACUACUGUCUUUAAGACAAAUUCGCCUUUUCUUUUAUAUUCUGCAGAAGUUCUACAUUUUAGAAAGAAUUUUUCUAGUGAUGUACUAGAAAGCGCACUAAACCACUAUUCCUUAUGCGAAGUUAGAAAUGGAAAAUAG